AAAAUGAUGUCUCCAAAAGACAAGCCCAAGAAGAAACCACCCAAAGACAGUAUGACAUUACUGCCUUGUUUCUACUUUGUAGAACUACCAAUCGUGGCCUCCUCCAUGAUCUCUCUGUACUUCCUGGAGCUGACAGAUGUGCUUCAGCCAGCUAAGGUGGGCUUCCGUUGCCAUGACAGGACUCUGAGUAUGCCGUACGUGGAGACGGGGGAUGAACUCAUCCCCCUGCUCAUGCUACUCAGCCUGGCUUUCGCUGGCCCUGCUGCCUCUAUCAUGCUGGGGGAGGCUCUGAUGUACUGCAUGCAGUCCAGGCUGAAGAUCCAUCCCAGCUCUGAGGGCAGCAUCAAUGCAGGAGGCUGCAACUUCAACUCCUUCCUGCGUAGGACUGUGCGUUUCGUUGGUGUUCAUGUGUUUGGGCUGUGUGCCACAGCUUUAGUGACUGAUGUAAUCCAACUAGCCACUGGCUAUCACACUCCCUUCUUCCUGACUGUCUGUAAACCCAACUAUACAGUGCCGGGUGUGUCCUGUGAGAAGAACCCUUACGUCACGCAGGACAUCUGCUCUGGCCGAGACCAGUACGCCAUCCUGUCAGCGAGGAAAACUUUUCCUUCACAGCAUGCCAGUCUCUCUGGCUUUGCAGCUGUCUACAUAUCCAUGUACUUCAAUUCCACCAUCUCCAACAGCACCAAGCUGCUUAAGCCCAUGUUGGUGUUUGCGUUCGCCAUAGCAGCGGGCCUGGCUAGCCUAACCCAGAUCACCCAGUACCGCAGCCAUCCCAUUGACGUCUAUGUGGGUUUUGUGAUUGGAGCAGGCAUCGCCAUAUACCUGGCACUGUUUGCAGUAGGAAACUUCAAGUCCUCUGAGGAGUCAUCUCCAAAGCUAGUUAAACAGUCCCAUCUGCACCAGAAGGAUGCUCUGAGAGCGCUGACACAGCGUGGUCAUGAUUCAGUGUACCAGAAGGCACACGCCUCCGAGAGUAACGAUGAGCUUUCCAUCCCACCCCAUGUGGCAGGCCUGAACCGCAAGGUGCGUAGGGAGAAGGCGUCCAUAGGCAGUCUAAAAAGGGCGAGUGCUGAUGUGGAACUCAUGGCCCCGCGUACUCCCAUGGGUAAAGAAACCAUGGUGACUUUCAGCAACACACUGCCACGCGCCAGCACCAACGCCAUGGAGGAGCCCGCUCAGCGUCACAUGACCUUCCACGUGCCUAUGGAUCCACAGCGUUCCAGACAGCUGGUGUCCGAGUGGAAGCAAAAGUCCAUUGAGAUGCGCAGUCUCAGUUUAAGAGACGAGGAGCAAGAGGACAUCACCGAGGCCAACAUCGGGGCGGAAGGAGGAUCCAAAGAGGAAAUGGGCAUGCCCCCCACCCUCUAUCCGACAGUGCAGGCCAACAGAGGAGCCGCUGCGGCUGGAGCGGGCGCUAGGGUGGUGGUUUCAGCCAGGCCUGGGGCGCCACCAUUAGUCCACAUUCCAGAGGAGGCGUCCAAACCUCCGCCCGUAUCCCCUAAAAGUGCCACAACACGGGCUAAAUGGUUGUCCCUUACAGAGAAGGGCCCAGUGCCAGCCGCCACCCCAGAGCCCCCACGUCUGCCCAACCAGCCGCGUGUCAUGCAGGUCAUAGCCAUGUCCAAGCAGCACGGCUCCGUCAACACAACGCCAAAGUCUUCGGAGACCGCCUCCUCGUCUUGCGCUACGUCAAGCACCGGCUCCGAGUCGCCUUACUACCGCAUUCCCUCCGACCGCGAUAGCACCAGCAUCGUCACCGUGGACGCGCACGCGCCUCAUCACCCCGUCGUGCAUCUCUCAUCUGGAAAUGGGAACACCUGGGAUUGGAGGAGCUCGGCCAACGGGAGCAGCGUGGACGUCCGCGAGGUUCACGAGCACAGCCGAACCCUGCAGAGGCAGGAGAACGUGAGAGAGUACCACCCCGUCAAAGCAGACUCCUUUGGCUCGUCCACCAGCGAGUCUGACCAGGCACCCCUGCCUCCACCCCCGCACCCUGACCUGCUGCUGGACAGCCACAGCCACCAGUCACCCCUCCACCGCAAACCCUCCAUCUCUGCCAAGGAGUGGGACAACACGCAGCCCCACGUGGAGCCCGAUCACUUCUUCAAGAGCUUACAGACAGACCGACGAUUCAAAGAGUAA
Messenger RNA from Chanos chanos (milkfish), 2145 nucleotides. RefSeq names its product phospholipid phosphatase related 3a (gene plppr3a). Gene Ontology annotation, biological process: phospholipid dephosphorylation; signal transduction; phospholipid metabolic process. The record is from RefSeq and is a predicted model, not a curated record. NCBI's taxonomy places the organism in Eukaryota, Metazoa, Chordata, Actinopteri, Gonorynchiformes, Chanidae. Bases 4 to 2145 code for a protein of 713 amino acids. The transcript is spliced from 7 exons. Gene Ontology annotation, molecular function: phosphatidate phosphatase activity. Gene Ontology annotation, cellular component: plasma membrane.